AUGUCAGACGAGAAACAAGCCAAAAUCCAGGCCUUCCACAAGGCUCUGUUCUCGAGCCGGCGCAUCAUUGCUCUCUGCGGUGCAGGCCUCUCUGCUCCUUCCGGACUUGAGACUUACCGCGGCCCAGGCGGACUGUGGAAGAAAUAUGACGUCAACAAACUGUCCACCACGACUGCAUUUCGCGACGAUCCGUCUUUCGUCUGGCUUCUGUACGCCAACCGGAGACACACCGCCCUCAAGGCCGAGCCCAACAAUGCCCACCGAGCAUUAGCUGCUCUCGCCCAAGAACGACCUGAGUUCCUUUGCAUGACGCAAAAUGUUGACAAUCUCUCACGCAGGGCUAAUCACCCGCUUGAUCGCCUCCUGACUCUCCACGGCUCACUCUUCAAUCUGAAGUGCACAAUCUGUGACUGGGUCCAGAAAGACAACUUCGACGACCCCAUAUGCCCGGCCCUCGCUCCCGCAUCUACCGAUCACCCGGAUGGGAUCCUCCCCCUGAUGGACCCAGAGAAUCCGAUCGGCAGGAUAGAGAAGAAGGAUCUACCGAAAUGUCCCCAGUGCCCACUCGGUCUGCUGCGCCCCGAUGUUGUGUGGUUCGGCGAGAAGCUGGACAUCAAUCUCGUUCGUAGGGCGGACAACUUUGUCGACCAGGAACCCUUAGAUAUGAUGCUCGUAAUCGGCACCUCCGCCCUCGUCUGGCCAGCCGCCGGCUACAUCGGAAGAGCACGAGGACAGGGGGCCCGCAUCGUUACGAUCGACCUUACCGCCGAGGACCCGGAGCAGAUGGCUAAAAUGGAACCCGGAGACUUGGCGUUUGCAGGGGACGCAGCGGAGUUGCUACCCUUGUUGCUUGAGCCCGUUAUCGGGAAGAUGCAGACUGACGGGACAUUCGUUAAGGAGUAG
Molecule: messenger RNA, 903 nt
Organism: Clonostachys byssicola
Lineage: Eukaryota; Fungi; Ascomycota; Sordariomycetes; Hypocreales; Bionectriaceae
Source: the annotation of a GenBank genome assembly